CCGACUGUGGUUCCGGUGGGGUCGAUCACCACCGCGUAGUGUAUGCGUGCCUUUACACACUACAUUCCGAACUUUACUCGCGUACACAGUGAACGCUUCGCGCCAAAUUUCGUAUACGUACGAUAUUUGAAUUUUGACGUUUGUUUUUUUUUGGACGGAACUUUAUUUGAUGAUUUUUUAGGACAAAUUAAUGAGGAUUUUUGUAAAGUUUUGUGUUUUCGUUGUGAAGUGACUUAUUGUAUGAAAGACAAAUUAAAUUAUGUGAACACAUUUUGGCAGUUAUCAAGUAAAUACUGUGUUGUUGUUAACAAGUUUGUAUUUGUGAAAUGGUUUGUGAACAAUAAAGUAUAAUUACCAAGAUGAAGAUGCGGUGGAACAUUUUAGUACAAUUGUUUAUUUUAUUUGUUUUCGCAACUUGUGUCGAUGCAGUGCAGAGGUUUAUUGAGAUGCCGACGUACACGGAGGUGAACCCUGGUGAAGAUGCUCUUCUCAAAUGCAGGAUAUCCGACAAGAAAGGAGUUUGUUCCUGGCAAAAAGAUAAUAAGCCAGUGGGAAUAUACCGAGGGAAGUACGAGUGGGCUAACGAGAACAGUCCAGUAGGAGGUGACUGCUCGCUCUGGGUGCGAGCCGCCACGCUGCAGCUCGAUGACGGACAGUGGCAGUGCCAAGUGACUGCCAGCAAUUAUGAUGUGCAGGAUGCCCUCUCAAGUCCACCAGCAGCUUUAGCAGUCCGGGUACCACCACAAUCUCCUCGGAUCCUGUUCAACGGCUCCCACGUCAUGCCAGGUCAAAACAUCACGGUGCCAGCUGGAAACAGAGCUACUGUCGUCUGCGAAGCCAGAUAUGGCAACCCUCCCGCUUAUAUCGAGUGGUAUUUGGAAAAAGAACGUCUAACAGCAUGGUCUCAGACGAAUGCUUCGGAAGUGGAGAGACCACGAGUCUGGGCAGCUCGGUCAGUGCUGGAGCUGGGAGCCACAAGGUCUGCUCAUGGGCGCCAGCUGGCCUGCAGAGCUCAUCAUCCGUCGUACCCAUCUCCUUACUACAGGGACUCGUAUACUAUGCUGGAUGUCACUUUUGUUCCAGUAGUUUCCAUAGUUGGGGGUGAUGCCAGCACUCUAGCAAACUUAGAAGAAGGUUCCAGUGCCCUGACUUUGGAGUGUCGAGCUGAUGGUAACCCAAGUCCUUACGUUUGGUGGACCAAGAACGGACAAGUUAUUGCUACGAAUGGAGCUAAAUUGAUACUGGCACCUGUGUCUAGGAACCAUUCUGGCAUCUACGGCUGUCAAGCAAGGAACUCAUUGGGAACUUCGGAUUCAGUGAAGAUUGAAAUCGACAUUAAAUAUCCUCCACGAGUGUCGUGGAUAGGACCCGAUACGGUGGUGGAAGCGAACCUAUUCUCUCAAGUCACUCUGGAAUGCAAAGCUGAAGGCAAUCCUCCUCCAUCGUACACCUGGUAUCAUAGUCCAGCAUCGUCAGCUCGCAUCAACUCGCUGCAAGAUGGCGCCUACCCGAUCUCCAUGACACCACAACUUCAACUGCACAACGUUUCAUACGAUCAACACGGACGGUACACCUGCGUGGCUACCAAUCAGAUAGGACUUGAAGACAGGAGUCAUCAAUCCGAAGCUGUGACACUGAACGUGCUGGGUCCGCCGGUAGGCGCAGAUACGGGCGCAGCUCACGCGUGGAGUGGACACGAGGCUCGAGUGGCCGCCACCGUCUGCGCCGACCCACCACCACGCCGGGCUGCCUGGCUCUGGGGCAGUCUCCGCCUUGACGUGCCAUCACAGAUCGGUCGCUACCGCACCAUCGAGCCUGCAACAGACGGAGGUUGCUACCGGUACACGUUGCUCAUCUCCAACACCGGGGUCGCGGACGCUCGAGUCUAUGUCCUACACGUGGAGAAUGAGAGAGGUUUCUCCUCUCAUGCUGUCUCUCUCACUGUGCAUGAGACUGCACACGUGGCUCCGCUGAUCGCGGCCGCGCUUGUCAUUGCAGCUCUGUUGGUCAUAGUGCUGUGUCUCAUCAUCCGGUGCCGGAGACGGAGAGAAAGCGUCGAAUAUAAGACUGAAGAUUUAGAUAGCGAAAAAGCAGCUCUCCCAGCAGACGCAGUGUACACGCCGCGCGAGGCGGCCCGGCCGGCGAUGGUCGGUGGCGUGGGCUCCGUGGCCGGCAUCGCGGCGGGCGGCGGCGGGGCGGGCGGCGGGGCAGCUUUAUCGUCGCUGGAGAAAGAAGCCAAAGAGAAUGUAUAUGCGGUAUUAGAUCCGCACAUUCAGUACGAAAUAACGAUUAAUAAGCACGGAGAGCCGCCUAAAUAUUUGUCCUUAUCGAAGCCGCUAACCCACCAAAGAACUCACACCUUCGACCCUCAUAGCAUCACCAAUGAAAUUAACAAUAAUGAUUAUGAUAAAUUCUCUACUUUUAAACCAGGACCGCCAAAAGCAAGAAGAUCCAACAAAAGUAACGAUAGAAACAAUAAAAACUAUGUCUGCAAAACUAAUAACGAUAUAGAAUACUCCAAAGACCCCUACUUUGGUAAAGUUAGAAGUACAGAUACAAUCAAUCAAAAUGCACAAAAAUACAACGAACACAAAGAUACCAAACAUUAUUCUCACAUGUAUGAGAGGAAUAAUUCUGGAAGGAAGGACAAUGACAGAAAGAAACAGGAUGGCUUUGAAAAAGAUUUUCAAAAUAAUAGAAGAUCUUCAAAUCGCAGCUGGAAAAGCACAAAAGAGAAGGAGCGGUCGUUUGAAGAUUAUAUAGAAGGGAAUGAGAAACAAGAUACCGAAGAAGAGUUUCGGCCUCGACCAGGGAAGGUCAGGGAAAUAGCUUCGAGGUUCAACAAGUGUAGCACUGGGAACGUAACUUUGAAUGUGAAGAAGGAGAGGCCCAGGCCAUUGCAAAGUUAUGGUCACCAGGCGUACCUGGACCACGUGUUUCCCGAUGCCGUAGAGAUAUAG
This is a messenger RNA of Spodoptera litura, 2960 nucleotides long. The record is from RefSeq and is a predicted model, not a curated record. Lineage: Eukaryota; Metazoa; Arthropoda; Insecta; Lepidoptera; Noctuidae.